Molecule: messenger RNA, 2055 nt
Organism: Serendipita indica DSM 11827
Lineage: Eukaryota; Fungi; Basidiomycota; Agaricomycetes; Sebacinales; Serendipitaceae
Source: the annotation of a GenBank genome assembly
AUGAGCGAUACACGCUUACCUCUGUUCGCCCGGCACGACCUCGACAACGCAAAGUAUAGCCCCUCGAAGACGUCUGCGUCCGAGGCCGAGUCGCCGUUGAUGGCGCAUUCGACGACGACAACGACGACGACAUCGUCUUCACGACUCAGCCAGACGGAUUCCUUGUUGGAUGAAUUGUCCGAGCAGCGAAGAAUGCCCACCCAACGGCCUCAUGUCCCCCACCUGAUACUCCCCUCGACAAUGUCCCCUCCACUGACAGGCCUCGAUGCUGUUCACGCGCCCUAUAGCAAUUACACGACAUAUCCACAUUAUUAUGCCGUCCCCGCGCCUGCCGCCACCAGCCCCGUCUUGCGCGAGCACCCCAUCCAGUACCAGUACCCGUCCAUUCACGCAGCAACCGCACCUCAACAACAAUAUCAACAGCAUCAGCAUCAACAGCAACAUCAUCAGCAACAACAACAGCACAGAGUUUAUACGCAAGCUCCGAUGCAGGCCAUGGCUUACCAUCCUGCCGCCCGCCGCGACUCGAUCAGCAUGUACUACAACUAUGACUAUUCUGGGAUGCAGUCCCCCGUCAGUCCCUAUGCAUACCACUACCCUGCAUUUGUGCAUGCAACCCCGGCUUCUCCGCCCCAGUUCCCCCCACAACCUCCCGUUUUGCGAUCGCCGCCCCCCAUGCCCUCUCCUCCACCCGUUCAGAUGCAUACAGUCAGACAGAGCCGUGCUCUGUCUUCGAGCCAACCAAUGCCACCCACAUUGACGAAAUCCGCGACGGUCAACACGAAUGACAAGCGAAGACGCCCUGUCACGCUCUACGCAAGUGCGUCGACAUAUGGUCACCAAAUGCAGCGCAAUCCGCGCAGGGACCCCCGCGAUCCGCACCCACAUCCGUCCCUUCAUCCAAAUGGACAAAGCGGACUCUUGGCCGAUUUCAAAAACCACAAAUUUAAACGAUUCGAGCUAAAGGAUGUAUUCGGACAUUGCGUCGAGUUUAGCACCGAUCAGCACGGUUCGAGAUUCAUCCAGCAAAAGCUCGAUACAGCUAGUUCGGACGAGCGACAGGCCGUGUUUGAUGAAGUCAUUCCUGCGGGCAACUUUAGCGUGCUCGCGUUUGACGUAUUUGGCAACUAUGUCAUUCAGAAACUGUUCGAAUACGGGUCGCCGCUCCACAGGAGACUGCUUUGUAGCGCCAUGGAAGGUCAUGUGUUGCAACUAUCGCUCGACAUGUACGGAUGCCGCGUCGUCCAAAAGGCCUUGGACUGCGGCACACCUCAGCAGCAAGCGGCCGUUGUGAGCGAACUCAACGGACACGUCUUGCAAUGCGUCAAGGAUGCAAACGGUAACCAUGUCAUUCAAAAGAUUAUGGAACUCGUCCCAUCCCAACGCAAUGUCCUCCUCGAUGCCUUCUCAGGCAACGUCCGCAAUUUGGCAUCGCAUCCAUAUGGCUGCCGAGUGCUUCAACGCUCUAUUGAACACGCCGCGCCGGAAGAAACCGCGUCGCUUCUAGAGGAAUUGCACCAAAACUCUUCGUUGCUGAUGCAGGAUCAGUUUGGGAACUAUGUCGUGCAGUACAUCCUCGAACACGGCGCACCUGCGCAUCGCGACCGGAUGAUUGACUCGCUUCGUGGAAACGUCCUCUCGAUGGCGCGACACAAGUUUGCUUCCAAUGUAUGCGAAAAGGCACUCCUCGUUUCAAACGACGUCCAAAGACGGGCACUCAUCGAGGAGAUGCUGGCUCCAAUGUCCAACGGCACCAGCCCUGUUUCGAUCAUGAUGAAGGACCAGUAUGCAAACUAUGUCCUGCAAAAGGCCAUAAGCCUUUCCGAGCCGGAGCUACUGCAGGCGCUCGUAAGUGUGGUGAUUACCCAGCUUGCGACGAUGCGACGACCUUCGCCGAAUGCGAGUGGUAAUGGAGCAAAUGGCAAGCAGAUUGCCAGUAUCGAACGACUGCUCAAGGAAAAGGGCUUUACAGUCGACAAACCCUCGGUCAAGAUCUCGUCUCCUGCUGGCUUGAGCGGAUCUGAAGGGACGUCGUCGGGUACCCCGACGCCGUAA